Molecule: messenger RNA, 1032 nt
Organism: Salvelinus namaycush (lake trout)
Lineage: Eukaryota; Metazoa; Chordata; Actinopteri; Salmoniformes; Salmonidae
Product: transmembrane protein 121-like
Exons: 1
Coding region: 1-1032 (343 amino acids)
Source: RefSeq, a predicted model, not a curated record
AUGGUGCCACCACCACCCGCCAACAAGCUUCAUGUGUGCUUGUCGGCCGUCUUGAUCAUGGGCAGCAUGGCGCUGAUGGACGCCUACUUGGUGGAGCAGAACCAGGGGCCCAGGAAGAUCGGUGUGUGCAUCAUGGUCCUCGUGGGGGACAUCUGCUUCCUCAUCGUCCUACGCUACGUGGCUGUGUGGGUGGGUUCUGAGGUGCGGACCUCCAAGCGUGGCUACGCCAUGAUCCUAUGGUUCUUCUACGUCUUUGUCCUGGAGAUCAAGGUCUACUUCGUCUACCAGAACUACAAGGCCGAGGACGGAAAGGGGAGAAGUCUGGACGGUUGGACUGGCGGCGGCGGCGUGGAUGGUGUGGCACGGAAAGCGCUGACAUUGCUUCUGUCCAUUUGCGUGCCCGUGGUCUACGUCACGUUGGUGGCCAUCGACCACAUGGAGUACGUGCGGCCGCAGAGGAAGAAGGAGGAGAUCCGGUGUCGACUCUUCUGGGUGGUGGUGGACUUGCUCGAUGUCCUGGACGUGCAGGCCAACCUAUGGGAGCCUCAGAGGAGAGGGCUCCCCCUAUGGGUGGAGGGACUCAUGUUCUUCUACUGCUACAUCCUGCUGCUGGUGCUGCCGUGCGUGUCGCUGAGCGAGAUCAGCAUGCAAGGGGUGAACAUCGUGCCCCAUAAGAUGAUGCUCUAUCCGAUUCUCAGCCUGGUGACUAUUAACAUCAUCACUCUCUUCAUUCGAGGUGGGAACAUGAUUUUCUAUAGGGACUCCAGGGUGUCUGGGAUACUGAUGGGUAAAAAUGUGAUCGCCAUUGUUCUCAAGACAUGCAGUUUCGUCCAGUAUCGGAGGCAUCUCGGCGAGGUCCCGUCUCCCGCCCUUGGGGUUGAGAUGCAGAAGAAUUGCAUUGUCCACGGCCCAAAAGUGACUAUGCCUGUGCCCAUGCCAAUGCCCAUGCCACCCCAAGUAGUGAUUCAAGACUUCACAACGUUUCCCGAAGAGAUGGUGUGUGUGAGUGACACAGAGGUUGAGCAAACGUGA